AUGGCCACCCUUCGUGUUCUUUCUUUCGACACCGAGGGCCGCCCUGUAGAGUUCGACUCCUGGCUAGAUGACUUGCAGCUCUACCUCAUAAGCACCAGCAAAGACGAGAUCUCACUCUUUGACCACACCUCCGGGGCCCUAGCCGCUCCUGCUGACACAGCUGCCCUUAGCGAGCGCUCUCAGUGGCUGACGCGUGACGCUGCUGCCCGCCUUGCUAUCCGCAACCACCUGCCGCUAGCGGAACUCAAGCACUUUGGCGAGCACAAAACCGCUAACUCCCUGUACGACGCUGUAGUUGCUCGCUACUCCUCCCCUGCCACUGCUGCGCUCAGCCGCCUCAUGCUGCCGUACCUGUUGCCCGAGCUGUCGAGCUUUGCCACCGUAGCCGACCUCAUCACCCACCUUCGCUCUAGUGACGCUCGUGUCCGUGCCGCACUCCGCAAGGAGUUUGUUGCCCAGCACCCCCCUCCGAUGUACUGGACGCUCCACUUUAUAGUGACCCGCCUCCCUGACACCCUUCACUCACAUUUUAGUGUGGCUGCUGCUCGUAGCGCUCCUCGCACCCCCAUCUUUGAGGGGUGCGCUUCUUCCCCUCUUGCCCCCUCCUACGCCACUGCUGCCGCCGUAGACUUCCUCGGAGCCGACUCGGUUGGUGCUGCCUCCACUUCUACCGGGCGGCGCCACACCGGCAAGGGCAAGGGGGGCAAGGGCGGUGGUGGCGGUGGCGGCGGAGGAGGAGGUGGAGGAGGUGGGGGUGGCGGUGGGAGUGGAGGCAGUGGCGGCGGGAGGGCUGGUGGGACUGGUAGCGGCGGUGGUGGAGGUGUUGGUGGUGGCGGCGGUGGGAGUGGCGGUGGUGGCGGUAGUGGCGGUGGUAGCGGUAGCGGCGGUGGUGGAGGCAGCGGAGGCGGUGGCGGUCGUGGUGGAGGCGCUGGUCAGAGACAGCAGCAGCAACGGUCCCUUAUGCCUCAGCAGCUUCGUGAGUGGUUGGCUCAGAGGGGUACGUCUGGAGGUACUCGCUGUCCGUAUAUCAUUCGCACCGGUGAGCAUGCUGGUCAGACAUGCGGCAACCCCCACCCUCAGCAGCGUUGCUUCUCCCGCCUUGACGACGCCUGGCGUGAGGAGAUGGGUGCAAAGGUUGAGACCCCUCGCUGGUUUGAUCUGCUUAAGAAGGGUGUAGACAUCUUUGCUCUUGACUAUGAUGCUAUUCUUGCUACCAUGUAUGCAUUGUCUGUUAGUGCUGAGGGUGACUACUACCUGUGUCAGCCGCCGGAUCCAGGUAUAGAGCCAGCACCUCUUGGUGCUUGCGAGUCUGAGCUCUCAGGUACCGCGUCCGCUGCCUUAGGUACGGGUGAGUCUGCGCUGUCAGUUACUGCGCCUUCUAUCGCCUUGCACACCUUCACUCUUGACUCAGGUGCUUCCAGGUGUUUCUUCCGUGACAGCACAGCCCUCACACCGCUGACCCUGGCUGACCCCUCAGGGGGUCCAGUCCUUGCACGGUCUACCACUGUGCUUCCUUGCCCAGCGGUCCCGUCUAGUUCGAUGUCAGGUCUCCACCUCCCCACGUUCUCUAUGAACUUGGUGAGCAACGAUGUCCAGGUCCACUGGGUUUAUACCUUCACCCCUGGAGGACAGCGUGUGGCGAUCUGUACGUGCUCCAGGACUGGGCGACACCUAGCCACGUUCACGCGUGCGCCAGGGUCGAGCCAUUACACACUGACCACUGUGUCUCCCCAGGUAGUUGCUGUCGGUCAGACGUCUACGUCAGGUCAGCUGGACUCCCCCUCCUUGUGUCGCUCCCUGUCGCACCAGACCGUUCUCUGGCACCACCGUCUGGGCCACCCCUCCAUGCCCCAUCUUCGUGACAUGCACCGUCGCGUCCUUGUGUCUGGUCUUCCCCGGACCUUGCCUCCCCUCCCUACUUCGCCUGCCCCGGCCUGCCUUCCUUGCGUCGAGGGGCGGCAGCGCGCCGCUCCUCACUCCUCCUCGUUUCCUCCGACAGAGGCUCCGCUGCAGACUCUCCACAUGGACGUGUGGGGCACCGCCCAUGUUAGCGGACGGGGUGGAGAGCGGUACUUCCUGCUGGUAGUUGACGACUACUCUACACCACGGAGGUUUCAGACCGUCCUCCCUGUUCUGCGUCUGCACUCUGAGAGGGGCGGAGAGUUUGCCUCCGACCUCUUGCGCGGCUUCUGUCAGGAGGAGGGCAUCACCCAGUCUUACACGCUUCCGGGCUCACCGCAGCAAAAUGGGGUUGCUGAGCGCCGCAUUGGCCUGAUCAUGGAGAUUGCUCGUACCUCCUUGAUCCAUGCGGCGGCUCCCUAUUUUCUGUGGUCGUUUGCGGUCAGGUACGUCGCACAGCAACUCAACCUCUGGCUCCGUGUCUCCGUUCCGGAGACCUCGCCCACACUUCGGUGGACAGGGGAGGUUGGAGAUGCGUCGGUGUUCCGGGACGUCACUUUUGACGAGUCGGUCCCUUGCUACCGCCUCUUUCCCUACCGCACUGCUCCUCUCCCUCCCCCGCCGCUCUUCCUCGCUCCAGCUGAGCAUGUCGAGGUCACUAGCGUCUCAGGUGCUGCUAAGGGUGGUACUGCUCGAGGUGCUGCGUCUGGAGGUGCUGGGCCACGGCGUGAGAUUCUAGAGGGUGCGGGGCCUGAGGGUGCUGAGCCGGUGCGUGAGGUGCUGGAGGGUGCGGAGCCUGGGGGUGCUGAGCCGGUGCGUGAGGUGCUGGAGGGUGCGGAGCCUGGGGGUGCUGUGCCGGUGCGUGAGGUCCUAGAGGGUGCAGAGCCUGGGCGCGCUCAGACUGAGGGUGCUGGACCGGUUUCUCGCCGGCCCCUUACACCAGCGGAGCUGCAAGAGUGGUUUGCGGUUCGUCAGCGACUGAGGAGACGUCUUCGCGUUGGCGGUACUGCAGCUGGUGCUGGAGACACUCGUGCUACCGCAGGCCUUGGAGGUGCUCGUACUGGAGGUACUCGAGCUGCCGGGGCCGGUGGUUCUGGAGGUGCUGCUGGAGCUGCCGGUGGAGCUGGUGGUGCUGCUGUUGGUGCUCCUAGUGCAGGAGCUGCUGGAGGUGCUGCUGGAGCUACCGGUGGAGCUGGUGGAGCUGCUAGAGCUGGUGGUGGUGCUGCUGUUGGUGUUGCUGGUGCUGGAGCUGCUGGUGGUGCUGCUGUCGGCUCUGGGGGUGCUGGAGCUGCUGGAGGUGCUGCUGGAGCUGCUGGUGGUGCUGCUGUUGGUGCUGCUGGUGCUAGAGCUGCUGGUGGUGCUGCUGUUGGCUCUCGGGGUGCUGGAGCUGCUGGAGGUGCUGCUGGAGCUCCUGGUCGUGCUGUUGUUGGCUCUCGGGGUGCUGCGCGGCCACGACCGUACUUCGUUCCGCUCCUUGAGCAGCCCACCUCCCCACUGCCUGCUCCGUCUCCGUACGCUGGUCCGAUAGGAGGUCUUGCUGAGCGUCGUGAGCCUGCGUCUCGUCCUGCAUUGCUUGUUCGUGUUGCUUGCGCUAGUCGUCAUAGUCUGCGUCCUCCUCCUAUCGCUGGCACGCACCGGAUGACUCUGCGUCCUUCCACUGCUCCACAGCGUAUUCCUCUGCCGUCGCCUCCUGAGUCCUCUCUUCCUGCCCUUGCUGACCCGGAGUCUGACUACCUUCGUGCUACUAGUCCCACUGUCACGCGUCUCCUUGCUACUGUUGUCACUGACCCUUCCUUUGAGUCUGCUGCUGCAUCUGCUCUGGUUGCCGAUCUUGUCGACUUUGCUGCUCGCUGUCGUCUAGACUACGCUGCUAGUCUUGUUGGUGAGUCUGAGUCUGUUUGUCCUCCGUCUGUCGGGGGUGAGUGUGCCCUUGGCACGGAUGUCCUUGAGGACAGGCAGGAGGAGUUCCAGUGUUUGGCUGCUGCUUCACCUCAUCUCGUGUCCAUGCUGCUUGCCCCUGUGGGAGACCCGGAUGCACUUGACAUCCCGACUCCUCGCUCUUACGCAGAGGCGGUUGAGGGUCCCUACUCCUCUCAGUGGCAGGCAGCCAUGGAUGCAGAGAUGGCUUCCUGGAAGUCCACAGGCACCUACAUCAACGAGGUUCCCCCACCUGGGGCGAACAUUAUUGAUGGCAAGUGGAUCUUCAGGGUGAAGCGGUCGCCGGGUUCUCCGCCUGUCUUCAAGGCGCGUUACGUGGCUCGUGGCUUCAAUCAGCGACAGGGAGUUGACUACUUUCAGACCUCUCCCACCCCGAAGAUGACCACUCUUCGGGUACUGCUGCACGUUGCUGCUCAGCAUGACUACGAGCUUCACUCUCUUGACUUCAGCACAGCCUUUCUACAGGGCAGCCUGCACGAGGAGAUCUGGCUGCGCCGCCCACCUGGCUUCACUGGGUCGUUUCCCCUGGUACCCAGUGGAGCCUCCGGCGGCUAG
Closterium sp. NIES-65 is the source of this 4392-nucleotide messenger RNA. The record is from the annotation of a GenBank genome assembly. NCBI's taxonomy places the organism in Eukaryota, Viridiplantae, Streptophyta, Zygnematophyceae, Desmidiales, Closteriaceae.